Molecule: messenger RNA, 1735 nt
Organism: Nicotiana tabacum (common tobacco)
Lineage: Eukaryota; Viridiplantae; Streptophyta; Magnoliopsida; Solanales; Solanaceae
Product: protein HOMOLOG OF MAMMALIAN LYST-INTERACTING PROTEIN 5
Biological process (GO): late endosome to vacuole transport via multivesicular body sorting pathway
Cellular component (GO): multivesicular body
Source: RefSeq, a predicted model, not a curated record
CGUCAACUUGACGGAGAAGUCAAAUUGGGUUCUUUUUUUCAGCAAAACUCCGAUCUUCACCAAAUAUAAUUCUCUGGUGUUGGAAUUGAAUUUGUGACGAUGUCUAAGGAUAACGAACCAGCAAAGCUCUUAUUGCCUUACCUUCAACGUGCUGAUGAGUUGCAGAAGCACGAACCCCUUGUUGCCUAUUACUGUCGAUUGUACGCGAUGGAACGAGGAUUGAAGAUUCCUCAAAGUGAUCGUACUAAGACCACUGGUGCCCUCCUUGUGUCCCUUAUGAAACAGCUUGAAAAGGAUAAAAUGUCGUUGAAAUUGGGGCCUGAUGAUCAUUUGCAUUUGGAGGGAUUUGCCUUGAAUGUUUUUGCGAAGGCAGACAAACAAGAUCGAGCUGGACGAGCAGACUUGAAUACUGCAAAGACGUUUUAUGCAGCGAGUAUCUUUUUCGAGAUCCUUAAUCAGUUUGGUGAACUCCAGCCUGAUCUUGAGCAGAAACAGAAGUAUGCUGUUUGGAAGGCAGCAGAUAUAAGGAAAGCUAUAAAAGAAGGACGGAAGCCUGUUCCAGGCCCUCCUGGUGGUGAAAGUGAUGUUUCGGAGCUGUCCAGUGCACCAAGUGGUGAAUACGAUGUUGAACCUAGUGGAGCUAAUUCAGCCAUAAAACCUGCGCCAGAAUCAGAUUCUUCCCCUCAAUUAUAUGACAAUGUACAGUAUACUGCAAACAGUCAGUCACCUCCGCCGUCCAUCCCUCCACCACCUCCUUCACAUGCUCCUCCGUCUCAUCCUUCAUAUUCUAGUGGUGAUUAUCCUUCUAAUGAAGAUCAUUCUUCUCAUAAUUUCCCGCAACCUCCGCCGGCUAGCAGACACGAAAAUUCUUCUUACUCUCAGUUGUAUCAGCAUCAACCUUACUUGCAACAACCCCAAUCGCACUUGCCACAGCACUACCCUUCUCAAGACAUUCCCUCUUCAUAUCCCAAUUUCCAGUCGUAUCCUAGCUUUACAGAGAGCAGCCUACCUGCUGCACCAUCACAUCAGCCUUCUUACUAUCAAGGGUCUGAUACUUCCUAUUCCACUUUGCCUCCAUCUAGCGCGGCUAAUUAUCCAUCAAACAGCCAAUACAACUCAAGUGAUAGAAAUGGGAGUGCAGCGGAGCCUGCAGCUAUUCCUACUAAAACAUAUCAAUACGACAGCAGUUACCAACCUCCACCAGAUAAGAUUGCUGAAGCACACAAGGCUGCAAGGUUUGCUGUCGGGGCUUUGGCAUUUGAUGAUGUUUCUAUUGCUGUAGACUACCUCAAAAAAUCACUUGAAUUGUUGACAAACCCAUCGGCUGGUCAAUGAAGUGCAUCCUGCCACAGCUGGAUUGUUUGAGCUCUGUGCUUCUCUUUUGGGUUUGUUCACUCUUACUGUUUUGCGUGUGGAGAUGGUUUGAUUAACUGUUUGUAUCAUUGUUCAAACUGAAUUACGACGAUGUUCACAGAUGCAUCCUCCGAGUCCCAUCAUCUUGUAAGUGCUCAAACUUUUUGGUGGAGAUUGUUCAGAUUUCUUUUUUUAUUUUUUUAAAUAUUUAUGUGCAGAGAUAAAAUUUUCUUCCCCUUUAUAUCUCGUUUCUAAUACAGGAGCCCGAACCAUAAGUAACUUUGAAAUUGAGGAUGUUGGCCCUUCACCUAUUGUAAAUUUGCAGCCCUUUUUCCUAUUUGGAGUAUUGAAAAUGGAUCACUAAGAUUUUUGCAUUGUACUA